Molecule: messenger RNA, 354 nt
Organism: Schistocerca americana (American grasshopper)
Lineage: Eukaryota; Metazoa; Arthropoda; Insecta; Orthoptera; Acrididae
Product: proline-rich protein HaeIII subfamily 1-like
Exons: 1
Source: RefSeq, a predicted model, not a curated record
AUGUGGGCAUACGGACUGCUACUGAGGCGGGGGAAACCGACGCCCCCGGCGGGGGAAACCGACGCCCCCGGCGGGGGAAACCGACGCCCCCGGCGGGGGAAACCGACGCCCCCGGCGGGGGAAACCGACGCCCCCGGCGGGGGAAACCGACGCCCCCGGCGGGGGAAACCGACGCCCCCGGCGGGGGAAACCGACGCCCCCGGCGGGGGAAACCGACGCCCCCGGCGGGGGAAACCGACGCCCCCGGCGGGGGAAACCGACGCCCCCGGCGGGGGAAACCGACGCCCCCGGCGGGGGAAACCGACGCCCCCGGCGGGGGAAACCGACGCCCCCGGCGGGGGAAACCGACAAUCG